GCUGUUCGUCGAGUUGUUCAUGGGGCUUUGGAUCGGCGGAGAUCCCUUCGUCACCCUCUCCCAACACAACACCACGGCGGACUCGACGAAGAUCCGUCGGUCUUGUAUUAUCAUUUAAGAUCGUAACACGAGUUUCCAUGUCAUUUGCACCUAGACAACUCAUCAGUGCACAACAAUUGCCGCUCGUGUGUUUUUUCCCAGAGGCAGACAAAACGCGUUUUGGGCUAGAAAGUCUUCCCUUUCCCAAGUGACAGUGUUUUGUUCGAAGCAUGUUCUCGUCACCCUUUUGAGAGACAUUGAUCCCAUUAGUGACUGUGGUGCUCUGAUUCUGCCCAAGCAAGCACAAGCAAGGCCCUGAGGUUCAUUCCCUGGGCAGAAAAGGCCGCAAGUGAGCGUCUCUAUCAAAACAAGAGAAGGAUAUCAUUAAUGGCCUGCCUUCAAAUCAAGUGAGCAACUCAAAGGCGGAUUAUUGUGGAACUAAAGUGUCACAAUCUCCGUUUUUCUCAAUAGAACCCCAGCUUCUGGGCGUCUCUCGGAGUGUUGGAAUGAUUGCGUUAUCAGUGUAAGCAGGACCCUUGAUUCAGAUUGGAACGGACUUCGAACAUCUCCUCCUCACCUUCCUCCUCUGCGGUCCAGUCUGUUCCACGUUGGUUAUUGUACAUUGGUGCGUGUUUCUGGGACAGGAUCAGCCUAUCUACCACCCCGAUUGGGAGGUAGCUAUGCCCUGGGCUGACCCUAAUCUCGCUUUCCAAAGAGCAAGGUGUGGUUUUUCAGUGUUGCUCCAGCUCUUGCCCGGUGUCCUGACCUCUGCGAGUGUCCUCGACGUCCUCAGUCGCCUCAGAGCCAUUUAUCCUCCAACUCUCUCAAUGCUCAUGGAAUGAAUGGACAUGAGCACCUGAGCUAUACCCGUUGUGUGAUAUUGCUUUUGGUUUGUCUUGGUUUCAUCGGAUUGAUGUGCGCUGUACGAGUGGAAGGACGGAUCCCUCACAAAACCAACCACCACGAUUCUCGUGGCGAUUACGCCCUCAAAUCCCGAUAUCGGGAUCCACCCGAUGGGAGUCGUCACUCCUCGAUCUCAGGGAUGGUUCAGAGUCAACGCCGCCGACGGACCCGCCACGGCGGGGUUUGUGGGUCCGAAACUUCUUCCAAUCUUUUCCACCGUGAAGAGUUCUGGAUUAGGAACAAAUGCCAUAAUGGCUUCCUCAGCGUCUUGGAGAACGAAACCAAAGCACGAGUCGUAGCUUACUCAAGUGGGAAUUUCUCCCAGCACCAUUCAGCAGUCAAAGUUAUCAAAGAAACAUUUAAAUGUCCGGGCGACAGGUUCCAAGGUCCAGUUCAAACCAGGAUUUAUCACCCGAAAUCCAACAAGUAUGUGUGCUUCAACCGAAGAGGCCGAGUCAGAGCAGUGUCAAAGGCACGAGCAAAUCGCAUGGGCCAACUUUGUUCCUUCUACGAGAUCUCCGUAGAUGUGGAUUCGUUCGGCAACGGGGACUUGCCCAUGCCCUCUUCCUUCUCCUCCUCCUCCUCCUUCUCCUCCUUCUCCUCUUGGUUAUCAACCUCACCCACUUCGGUGCGACAUCGCUUUGUACAAUACCAGUCAGUCUAUGGUCGACAAAAGCGAAGCGAGGUCUGGCUCCUUGGGUUCCACAAGAGUUUAUCACGGGCCAAAAAGCUCCGUAAUGGGGACGUCAUCUACCUCCCGAAAUCGAUGUUGAAGAAGAGGAGAGGCUCAUUGAUUCAGCGCAACAUCCGGGAGGAUUCUUGCGCGUUCAUGUUCGCCACUGGCAAAUACUCCACAGCCGCAGCCAAAAAGGCGUUUAGCGGCCUUUAUGACCGUGUCAAUAAGGAUCAUAAGGAUCUACUACAAAGGCAACAAUCGCCGGCCCUACUCAAAAGCACCCAAGGGAAGAGACCACGGAAAGGUCCUUUGAGGAGAUCUCUUAAACGACGACGACCCGGCCGAAAGUUUUCCGCCUCCAGAAUGUCAUCAAUCUUCUCCUCAUCUUCGAGCUCUUUAUCGAAGAACCACCGCCUUCAAGACAUGAAGGUGGAGUCGUUGCUUGAGCAAGACUCUGACAUUGACGUGAUCUCAGAACUAUCUCCGUCCCGUGCACAACCACACAGAAGCAACAACAACAACAUCAACCACAACAACAAACAAUCCAUUGACUCUCACUCAGAUUUUAUGAAACAACAUGAAGAAAAUUUACUACAAUGAAAGUGAACUCCAAGAACAUGAUGAUAAUGAAGAUGAACCUACAACAACUACUGCAACUACUAUUACUACUACUGAAGCAACCCCCAUUAUUAUUAUUAUCAUUACAAUUAUAACCCUUGCCAAACAUCAUCAGCACAAUCUAUAAAUCCCCACUUCUUCUCCCAUACUAAUGUGUGUGAUAUGAAUCCCAAAAAUUGCCCUUCGUUUUCCAAAUACUGCGUUGAAAUAGAUUGAAUCUCAGUCAGAUUGAGAAACGACCCGUCUCUUUUCCAAUCCCACGCCCAUUCCCAACACAAGGCGAACCCCCUACGAUCGAAAAACCCCGCCUCUUCCCCUGUUUUGACGUACUCGCAUAUUUGAUCCGUUUGCAUGCAUGAUCAUAAUGAUAAUAAUGGGGUCAGUUCCGAACGCAACGGAAUUAACAUAUACACAAAUCGUCGCCUUCUUAUUUUACUCCUUCAACCGAUAAUUUUGAUGAAAUUGGGAAAAAUGUACCUUUACAAGAUUGAUUGCAUUUCAGUGCUUGAAUAUACGCUUGAUAAUGACGCAAACCCCAGAUCACCCCGACUCAUUACAUUCCUUCGUCUGUCCACUUUGGAUCAUUCAAAAAUUAAGUUGGACCUUGCAUUCAGUCUGCGUCAAUGGACCUUCUGAAUUGCUCAAGUAAAGAAAGAGAGUUACGAAAGAAAACAAUUCGAAGCACAACUGUUCCGUGUAUUGAUGGCUAUAACGUCUCCUUUCAUCGGUCUGUGAAAUACCAUAUUAUCCCUCAAUAUUGUUGGCGGGAGAAUGGUUGUUCCUUGGCUUCAGAGACCGCACGCCUCUCAUCAACCCCUAUCACUACCCUCUUCAAGGCCUCCUCUGCAAGGUAUUAUACAUUCAGUUUUUUCUACCGUGUUCAUCUUUUCUUUUGCUCCAUUAUCUUCAGCGUAAGGGACUCGAGGCAAAAUUUCCUUAUCGUCCAUGUAAUGUCCAACUAAUUGUUCUGAAAGUGCGAUAGUAAUCCGUGUUCCUUGCUAUGUGGUACGUUUAGUAACUCGAUGGCAUGUUUGAGCUCUCUCGGGGGUCUGUGAUUCAGUGUCCUCUCCAAUGCAAAAGCCAACCAGAUCCACUAGGGUGACUGUUUCUCACGGUUUAUACACGAUGCAACGUUGUCAAUUUGUUUUUGUCUCACAUUAUUUGUAACUGAAGAAAUAAACAGUUGUGUAAGUA
This is a messenger RNA of Tigriopus californicus, 3430 nucleotides long. RefSeq lists its product as uncharacterized. Bases 878 to 2218 code for a protein of 446 amino acids. The record is from RefSeq and is a predicted model, not a curated record. Lineage: Eukaryota; Metazoa; Arthropoda; Copepoda; Harpacticoida; Harpacticidae. The transcript is spliced from 4 exons.